UAGACGGUCCACUCAAAAUAUCCGGCAAGGUUUGGUAACAGGGCAAGACUAACAUGUCCCAUUCUGUUUCUUAGCGUCAGUUGCCUUUGAGACGGCUACUGGAACGCAUUAUAACGCACCUUCGCGAAUGUUAUUUACGAUAAUUGAAAUCACCACGUAGAAAAAUUUUAUAUUAGUUUUAAGAAUCUUAUUUUUUUUUAAAUCAGGUAAGUUUAACCGAUUUUUGUUGGAUUAUUGUUUAGAUACCAUAUACAAGGUGUACUAGAGAGCACCAACCGUAGCUCUAAUCAGCAUAUUUUAGAAGCUAGACACUGGUCUCCGGCCACUUAAGUGGAGGAGAGUUGACCCAGCCUAUUUUGUUUUAGGAUUAUGCCCAAUAAAUAUAUCCGAAAACAAAACGCACCUAAAAGAGGUUCUUGGACGGCUAGAGCAUUAGGUGAUGCAGUUGAUGCUGUGAGGAAUGGCGGUAUGGGCUUUAGCAAACCCGCGAAAGCAUUUGGGAUCCCAAAAACAACUUUUAAGCGCAGACUAAAAACAAAUAACAUCGAUAGCUGUAAUCAUCUGGGGCCAAAUUGUUCUUUGGGCUCGAACGUCGAAACAAAAAUAGUUAGUCACAUAAAAAAACUGCAAAAGGCAGGCUUUGCACUCACCAGAACAGAAGUAAGAAUCAUGGCGUUUAAUUUAGCUGAACGAUUGGGGAUUCCAAAUAAAUUUAAUAAAAAAGAAGGUAGAGCUUGUAAAAAAUGGUUAGAACUGUUUUUAAGCGAAGACCUGAAAUUUCAAUCAGAAAAUCCGAGAACACCUCAAUUGCGCGAGCUUUGGGAAUGUCAAGAGAAACCGUUAAUAUUUACUUUUUGGAUAUACAGAGAAUUAUGACUGAACACAAUUUUUAUGAUAAACCCGGGCAUAUAUUCAAUACAGACGAAACAGGAUUACAGCUGAACACUAGAGCUGGUCAGGUACUAGCCGAACAAGGAUCAAAAUGUGUUCCAAGCCUAAGCCCUGGGAAAAAAGGUGAGACAAUUAGUGUUAUGGCAUGUUGUAGCGCAGAAGGCACUUUUAUCCCCCCAUAUUAUAUUUUCAAAGGAAAAAAUAAAAAAGAAGACUGGCAUGAAGGUAUGCCACCGGGUUCUACAAUUAGAAUGUCGGAAAAAUCUGCUUACGUUAAUAGCGAGAUUUUUUUAGAAUGGUUACGAACACAUUUUCUACCAAGAAAGCCCUCGGGUAAAACUUUACUAAUAGUAGAUGGCCACACGUCCCAUACGACCAACCUGGACCUACUAGAAUUUGCUGAGCAAAAUGAUAUAAUUUUGUUUUGUUUACCAUCGCAUACAACUCACUACCUGCAGCCUCUUGAUCGCGCCUUCUUUAAAUCUCUUAAAAGCAACUUCUACGCUGAAUGCCGUUUUAUGAUUCAAAAUAACCCAAACAGGGUCCUUAAUCGUCUUCAAUUUGGUAAGCUGUUAGGUCGAGCAUGGGGAAACUCAGCAACUGUUCAAAAUGCGGCCUCUGCAUUUAAAUCCACUGGGAUUUAUCCAUUUGAUCCGUUAAUUAUCCCGGAAUAUGCUUUUUUAACACAGACACCCCUUGAAAGUCCUGAAACAGAAACAUUACAGACGGUCCAGACGGAUACCUUAUCAGUUAGAGCUGAGUCUUCUCAACCAGGCCCCUCCGGAAUUUAAAAUCUAAAUGCCUUACCCAUCAACCCUAACAAGUCAUCAGUACCUGAUAAAGAUAUAACUCCCGGAAAGGCUCUUGAUAAAGUAACGCCUGUACCUGUUUUAUCUGCAGCAGUGAAAAGAGUUCGUAAAAAAAUAUCCGGAGA
This is a messenger RNA of Anthonomus grandis grandis, 1825 nucleotides long. RefSeq lists its product as uncharacterized. Gene Ontology annotation, molecular function: DNA binding. Lineage: Eukaryota; Metazoa; Arthropoda; Insecta; Coleoptera; Curculionidae. Gene Ontology annotation, cellular component: nucleus. The record is from RefSeq and is a predicted model, not a curated record. The coding region runs from base 744 to 1682 and encodes 312 amino acids. The transcript is spliced from 2 exons.